GGCGCGCGCCGCCAGCCUCGGCCUGUCCCUUCCCAGCCGCCGGGGCCCCUGCUCCCGGCUGGAGCCACCGAGGCGGAGGGGGACGGGUUCCUCUUAAAAGAGAAACGGCCGCGGAGCGCGCGAGGUGGAACUGUUACCCACCCCUCGCCCAGCCCCGGUUGAAAUUUCUCCGUGAGAGCCUCACGCCCCUUCCCCACAGCUCGCGCUUCUGCACUUCAGUAUGCUCGGGUCGGGCCACUGUUCUGACUUUGACCCUGUCUCCCUGCCUCCCCCUCCACCGCGCUGCUGCCCGGUCCUGGUGCCCAUGGCUUCCUCCCCGGUGGACGCAUCUCGCAGGCGGCAGGAGAAGCGGCGGCAGCUGGACGCGCGUCGCAGCAAGUGCCGCAUCCGCCUGGGCGGCCACAUGGAGCAGUGGUGCCUCCUCAAGGAGCGGCUGGGCUUCUCCCUGCACUCGCAGCUCGCUAAGUUCCUGUUGGACCGAUACACUUCUUCAGGCUGUGUGCUCUGUGCAGGUCCUGAGCCUUUGCCCCCCAAGGGUCUGCAGUAUCUGGUGCUCCUGUCUCAUGCCCACAGCCGAGAGUGCAGCCUGGUGCCGGGGCUUCGGGGGCCCGGGGGCCAAGAUGGGGGGCUUGUGUGGGAGUGCUCUGCAGGCCACACCUUCUCCUGGGGCCCCUCUUCAGGCUCCAUAUCUCCAGAGGAGCCCAAGCCAGUGUCCUGUCCGAAUACUGCCCGGAGAAGCUGGUGCCCGGAGGCCAGGAGCAGGUCGGAGCCUGCAGUAGGAUCUGCACCCUCUUCCUUCUUCCCCAGAGUCCUCCCACCACUUCAGACCUUAGAAGUAUACCUGUCCUCAUCCCCCAAGCCCAGAGUUCCUUCCCCUUUGACCCUACCUGUGCCAACAGGUUUGGAAUCUGAGCAUGAUGAGAGGACUCAGGAGGCCAGGUUGCCCAGCAGGGAAGUGGGACCCCUACUGGAGACCUUCCCAACCCCAGGAGAAGAGGGGGAGGAGGAAGAUGAGGAUGAAGAGGAGAUGCUCAGUGAUGCCAGCCCAUGGACCUACAGCUCCUCCCCAGAUGACAGUGAUCCAGAUGCCCCCAGAGUACUUCCUUCCCCUGUCACCCAUGCACUUGAAGGGGAGACACCCCCGGCCCCAGCAGCUCCCCUCAAUCCUCUUGCUGUACCAUCCUCAUCAACGUCAUCAUUGGGUUCUGGAGCUCUUCUGUCUACGGAAGUUGGGGUACAGCCGGAACUCAGAGGGACCCCUCAAGCAGCCCAGCAGACUGAGCCCCUGGCCAGCCCUGGGAGUCAGGCCCAGUCUGCUCUGACCUUGGCCUGGGAGGAGGACACGGCACAGAUCGGCCCCAAGAGAAUUAGGAAAGCUGCCAAAAGAGAGCUGCUACCUUGUGACUUCCCUGGCUGUGGAAGGAUCUUCUCCAACCGGCAGUAUUUGAAUCACCACAAAAAGUACCAGCACAUCCACCAAAAGUCCUUUUCCUGCCCAGAGCCAGCCUGUGGGAAGUCCUUCAACUUUAAGAAACACCUGAAGGAGCAUGUUAAACUGCACAGUGACACCCGGGACUACAUCUGUGAGUUCUGUGCCCGGUCUUUCCGCACCAGCAGCAACCUCGUCAUCCACCGGCGCAUCCACACUGGAGAGAAACCCCUGCAGAGGUCUCCCUGACUCCCUGCACCUACGCCCCAGGGGGAGGGCAGGGAGGACGGCGGACGGGAAGAGCCGACCAGGGAAGUAGAUGCAGGGGCGCGGCAGCAGUCCAGGUGACGGGCUACCGUCGGAGACGUGGAAAGGCGACCGGCAGCCACGCUGUCUACACAGCCCUCCGUCCCCGUGGCAGCGUAUCCGCGCUUGCCUAGCCCACGACAGACGAGCUGCUCGGCAAGUGUCCCUCAACUAGGACACAGAGAGUCCGGCUUCUCCUGUCCUGCCUGCCCGGCAAAGAUGAGCGCAGCCCCCGCCGUGGCCUGGGCGGCCUGGGCGGCCUGGGCGGCGGCCCGAGCGCGCGCGUGCGCCCGCUGGUGCUGCGAGAGCGAGCGGCUGUGGCUGAAGCACUUGCCGCACUCGGCGCACCGCGCCGGCCGCUCGCCCAGGUGGGUCUUGCGGUGCAGCGCCAGCUUGGAGCCCACGCCGAAGGCCUUGCCGCACUCGGGGCACUUGUGCGGCUUGAGCCCCGCGUGGUUGCGCCGGUGCACGUUGAGGUUGGACACGCACGUGAAGCGUCGGCCGCACAGCUCACAGCCGUAGGGCUUCUCGCCCGUGUGCGUGCGCAGGUGCUUGGUGAGGUCGGAGCGGUCGCUGAAGCGGCGGCCGCACUCGGCGCACGGGAAGGGCCUCUCGCCCGUGUGAAUGCGCUGGUGCACCACGAGGUCGGAGCGCUGCCCGAAGGCCUUGCCACACGUGGCGCACGCGUGCGGCCGCUCUCCCUGGUGGCUGCGCCGGUGGCGCAGCAGGGUGGAGCUUUCGCUGAAGCGGCGCCCACAGUCGCCGCACGCAUAGGGCUUCUCCCCCGUGUGCGUCCGCUGAUGGCGCACCAGCGUGGCGCUCUCCGGGAAGCCCUUUCCGCACUGCGGGCACUUGAAAGGCUUCUCGCCCGAGUGCGUCUGCAGGUGUCGCGUCAGCGUGGAGCUCUUGCCAAAGCUCUUCCCGCACACGCCGCACCG
Mirounga angustirostris (Northern elephant seal) is the source of this 2673-nucleotide messenger RNA. RefSeq names its product zinc finger protein 692 (gene ZNF692). Gene Ontology annotation, biological process: regulation of transcription by RNA polymerase II. Gene Ontology annotation, cellular component: chromosome. Gene Ontology annotation, molecular function: chromatin insulator sequence binding. The record is from RefSeq and is a predicted model, not a curated record. NCBI's taxonomy places the organism in Eukaryota, Metazoa, Chordata, Mammalia, Carnivora, Phocidae. The coding region runs from base 221 to 1678 and encodes 485 amino acids. The transcript is spliced from 13 exons.